AUGGUAAGCAGUCCUAACAGUGUAGUGAAGUGCCCACCAAAAAGACAAUGAUAAAGUUCCGAUACAAACGGAAGGAUCCGGCACCGGUGAAGAAGGGUGACGAUGCUGGUGUUGGCGCCAGUGCAAACUUUGCCGACUCUCGCGCUUCUACGAACGUUUCGCAGCAAGCGGCGACGGGUGCGGGCGAAGGUACGGUGCGUCCCGCUGCCGGUAGCCCGAGCAGUCUGCAGCCGACCCAUUACGUACGGUCGGCUACCAGUAGUGCGCAGGGAGGCAGCGCAACGUUACCCAAGGACCAUCGCAGUACCGUCAGCUUGGGUGUCGAGCAUCAGCAACAUCCGGAUCAUGAUGACGCAGCUGACCGCUUUGAUGGACAUCCUUGCUGGGGUGGAAGCUAUCAGCAGCAGCAGCAGCAACAGCAGCAGCUUCAUCAACAACAGGCCAUUCAGUAUCAUCAAGAGCUGCUUCAGCGAGUCAAAAUGGAGAACGAGCUUCAUCAGCUGCAGCAACAGCAGCACUACGAGUAUCUGUCCUGCAUCGAUGCGGUUGUUGAAUUGUUUUCCCAACUGCAAACCAGCUCAGAACCGGCCCUCUGUCCGGAACCGUUGCGGCGUGCCCUUGCCAGCGGACCACUCGCCGGCCGUCGGUUCCCGCUCGGCUGUCUAGGCGAUGCGGCAGAAUGCUUCGAGCUGCUGCUACACCGCGUCCAUCAGCAUCUUUCCCCGGUGGACAGUGAUAGUUGCGAGGCGGCACAAUGCGUUGCCCAUCAGCGGUUUGCAAUGCGGGUCGUCGAGCAGAGUGUGUGCGAGUGUGGUGCCAACUCGGAGAAGCUCCCAUUUACUCAGAUGGUACACUAUGUGUCUGCUUCGGCGCUAACAUCGCAAAACUCGCUGUCAAUACAACAUCAGCAAAAUAUCACGUUCGGCCAGCUGCUGCGCAACGCGGGCAACAUGGGUGACAUCCGCGACUGUCCGAGUGCGUGUGGCGCCAAGAUCGGCAUUCGACGGGCACUGCUGAACCGGCCGGAUGUUGUAUCGAUCGGUGUGGUGUGGGACUCGGAGCGUCCACCGGCCGAUCAGGUGCACGCCGUGCUGAAGGCGAUCGGUACCACGCUGCGCCUGUGCGACGUGUUCCAGCAGGUUUCGGACCAUCGGUGGGCCCAAACCGUCCAUCACGAGCUGGUGGGCGUCGUGUCGUACUACGGCAAACACUACACCACCUUCUUCUUUCACACGAAGCUGCGCGUUUGGGUGUACUUCGACGAUGCGAACGUGAAGGAGGUCGGCCCGAGCUGGGAAGGUGUGGUGGAGAAGUGUUCCCGGGGACGAUAUCAGCCGCUGCUACUGCUGUACGCAUUGCCCCAGCCCCAGCAACUCGCACAGCAGCAGCAACAGCAGCAGCAACUGCAGCAACUGCAACAUCAGCAAGAGCUAACAACGCUGGCCCAGCACCGUAGGGCCGUUACGCCGAGCCCGGAAAAAGCUUCCAUGGGCUCGAAUGUCCGGCGUGCCAUUACACCGACCCCGAACCGGGCCCUACCGAUCUGUGACUAUCAGAAUUUGACCGUGAUACAGAGUAAGAUAUUCUCCACGGCCAAUGGCACGGGAGGCGCUGGUGCCGGGGAGGACGCACAGGAGAAGGACCAUUACAUUAGCCGUAAAGCGGUACAGAGCGUGUUGAACGCGCAGUACCAAAAUCUGUCCGUCAUACAGGAUAAAAUCUUCCCAUCCACGCACGACCAACAGCAACAGCAACAGCAGCAGCAGCAACAGCAGCAACAGCAGCAGCAACAACAGCAACAGCAGCAACUGAGAGUCCUAGCGAACGGCAACAGCAAGCAGCAACAUCAUCCACAGAAUCUGAGCUACAACCGUAAUCUGGUGAACGGUGUUGAGGGUGGUACGAGUAACUCCGUGGGCAUGCCCAACGUAUCACCUUCCUCGUCCAGCGGUACAGCAUCCUCACCGGACGGACUCUCGAUGCCGGACCAUCUGAAUCAACCAAGACGGCGCGAUUCGGGCAAUUGGAGCGGAGAUCGCAACUCGGCCUCCUCCUCCUCCUCGACAACGCUGGACAAUCCGUAUCUGUAUCUCGUCGGCAAGCGGCAGGUCGGUGGCAGCGUACCGGCAAGUCCUACGCGUGGCAACAACUCAACCAACGCUGGACUCGGUACGAUGGCCGGUGGCACCAAUGGCGGGCAGUUCUAUGACGCUGGGUACGAUUCGUACUCACUCUCGUCUACCGAUUCCUUCCCGUCGAAGCAUCAGUCGAGCGGUACGGGUGGUUCGCUGCUGAUGGCAUCGUCCGGUACAGCGUGCGGAACUGGCACCAUGACGAAGAUACCGGAGUCCGUCGUCCUGUCCGGCGAUUGCGAGAAGCUGUGCAUGGAAGCGGACCAACUGUUGGAGAAGUCCCGGCUGCUGGAAGAUGCGCACGAUCUCGAGACGGCACUGGUGCUGUGUCAUGCCGCCGCUAGUAAGGCACGUGCCGCGAUGGAUGCACCGUACAGCAAUCCGCACACGAUGACGUUCGCACGCAUGAAGCACAACACCUGUGUGAUGCGAGCCCGCUCCCUAAACCGGCGCAUCCUGAUCGAGAAGGGUGGCGAAAUGAUUAAGGAGCAGCAGCAGCAGCAGCAGCAACAACAGCUGCAACUACAGCAGCAAGCUCAGCUACAUCUGCACCAUCAAACGAUGCAGCAGUACCACGUGCUGACGAGUGGGGGCGCUUUGCAGCAUCGGCGGCAGAACAGCAAGGAGAAGAUGCUGACGGCCAGUACAGCGGCACACCAUGCGCUGUCCGGAUCGACCACGGCCGGUACGACGGCUGGUGCGGCCGGUACCGGUGGUGGCAGCGUACUACGCAACUCACCCUCGAAGAACAUCGAAAUCUACGCCACACUGCCGAAGAAGAAGGUCACCCUGAAGCUGAUCGAGGCGGAACACAUUGAGCCGGAACCGGCGGUCGAUCUGAAAGCGCCGACCGAACGCGAAAGUCGCAGUCUGUUUUCGCGCGUCACCAGCGACAAGGAUGGGAAGGAGGGCAAGGAGAAGCGUAGCCGUAGCGAAGAUCGCAACAAAGCGCUCGCCUCCUACACCGAUCCGGGGCUCGUCAACGCGAAGGACACACUGCGCAAGCACAAGGAGGAAAAGGAUGCAAACGAUCGGAAGGAGAAGGAGGCAAAGUCGGGCAAAAAGCAGCACAAGAUCCGCCGGAAGCUGCUGAUGGGUGGUUUAAUACGGCGCAAAAAUCGCUCCAUGCCAGAUCUGACCGAGGCCGUCACCGGCGGGUCAGGAUCGGGUGGACCGGGUAUGGGUGAGAACGGUAAUGGCGAUCCGUCACUGUUGGAUAGUGGAGUUGGUGGUGGUGUUGGAGGUCCACACGGCACAUCACUGGACGAUAGUGCCGUGGGGCUUAGUGUAAGCGCGAAGGACAACCCAAACAGUGGAUACCUUUCCGAGGGUCACUUUGACUAUCAUCCCAUCUCGAACACGAACCCGAACCUGGAGCGUAGCAAGCUGAUGCGCAAGAGCUUCCACGGUAGUGGACGUACGCUGUCCAUUCCGAAGGUACCGCCACCGCCACCGGUUCGUAUCGGAUCGGCACUGACAGCGGUGUCCAGCGGUUCCGCCACAUCGCAACAGCAACAUCACAAUCAGCCAUCAAACGCAUACCAACCGUCAUCUGCCUCUUCUUCACCGUCGAUGCUGCAGAUGCAGAAGCUUCCCCUGAACGGUGUUAAUCUUCGACAUCUCGAGUACGUGACGGAGGCGGCAGCUGCUGCUGCUAACAGUGGUUUGCCAACCCAUCCGCCAACGAGCGGCAUCAAACCCUUCCACGAAGCGAACGUAUCGAACCUAUCCACGAUGAGUUCCAACACCAGCAUGAGUGAGGAUUCGUGCCAAACCAUCAUCACGACCUGUGCGGUUGUUCAUCAGGAACAGUCGCCGGUAAAGGCGCAAGAGCUUCCAGCCCAUCCAUCGUCAACGGCUUCGAUCGGGCUGGAGGAGGUGGACUCGAUCGUACGCUAUCAGCCGCAGCAUCAGUCGGCUGCCCUGCUGGAGCUGCCACCGUACCCAAGUCCUCCCUCCACUACGUGCCAUUCGCGGCAAGCAAGCGAGGACUUCCCGCCGCCACCGCCUGCCAUCGAUUUUGAGCCGCUGCACGAGCAGCUGAAUGAGAUACAGAGCCUGCAGACGAAUGGGGGUGGGCAGGGCGUUAAGCAGCAGCAAUCGAUGCCACACAGCCAAUCAGGCAUCCAAAACACGACGAGCAUUUUGGCACAGCUGCAAGCAAAGCAGCUGCAACAGCAGCAACAUCAGAUGCAACUCCAGCAGCAACAGUACCAGCACCAUCUGCAGGAUCAGCAGCAUCAUCAUUCGAAUGGUUCUACCAAUCCAAACAACCCGAUCAGCACUAGCGAAAUUCUGAACGAAACUACGCGUUCGGAGAUCUGGCUGAAGGAGUUGCAGCUGAAGCAGCUCGCCCUGAAGCAGCAACAGCAGUGUCGGGAAGCGGGCAGUACCGUACAGCAGCAAUAUCAACAGCAGCAGCAAGGACAGAAGAGCAACGCCGUCACCUCCGCACCAUCGAAUAGCGCCGGUGAUCAGCGCAGUGUGCGUGAUUUAGCAUCACGGUUCGAGCAGUUUAAGCUAUCGGUAGGCUCACAGGCUCAGCAACAGCAACAGCUGCAUCCACCAAACAUACGCACCGGUAUGAGCGGGCUGCUGCUAGCCGACCAGCAGCAGAAAGCAGCUCGUACUACACCACCUCCACCACCACCACCUCCAUCAGCUGCAAACGAGGGCAUGCUGGGUGAAACGGCGGGAGGUUCGGAGUUUAGCGGCAACAGUAAUGGCGUCGAUAUUGUUGAUUGCCCGCGCGAUGUUGGUGUCGUGUAUCGGAUGCAACUGCCGAAACCACGCUACGACAUUGCACAGAGUCAAAUACAGGAAGAGAUCCGUGAGGUCGAGAUGCUGAAUCAAGUCGUACAGCAAACGCUUAACAAUGGUACUGCUGGUGCUGGUGCUGUCGGUGGUAGCACGAGCAGCAAAUCGCAACUGUUGCACUGCUCCGACGCACCGCAACUAUCGUCCGGUCGCACCAAAAAGAAGAGCGUUUCGUUCUGCGAUCAAGUCAUACUGGUAGCGACGGCCGAUGAGGACGAAGAUGAUGGCUUCAUUCCGAACCCAAUACUAGAGCGUGUUCUACGCACUGCCGGUGGUGGUAGUAGUGCUUCUGUCGGCACUAGCUCUCUCGAAAGUGACUCCACUACGGGUGUGCUGUUGUCGGCAGGGUCUGGUGAGGUUGGUGCGUCACAACCACUAUCGCAACCAGCUCAAUCGCCGCUAGCUGCCACAUUGCAGGAACGCUUGCCGACGCUGUCGACCAGUAUUACGUACCACCCGAUCAAGGCACCAUCACCAACGCAACAGCUGAAACAAUCACCACUGCCACCGGUUUCUGCCGCAGGUCCUGUGUACUCUCUUGCGGCGGAUAUGCACAAGCAGAACAUGGAGAUACAGCGACAGUUGCACCAGCAACAGCAACAGUACUAUGGAGUGCCUGUUAACAACGGACCUGAGCUGGAGAGUUACAAACAGCAGCAGCAGCAGCAGCAACAACAAUCGCAACAACAGUAUAGCUCCAUACCAGCAAACGCGACCAUCUUCAAGACGCAUCAGUUCAGCGCAACAAUGCCGACGAAGAGUUCCCCUUCGUUGUACGGUGUAGCGCCCUCUAUGACACUUCAGCUGCAUCAGCAGCAGCAGCAACAGCAGCAGCAACGUCUCUACGGAAGUGAUACGGGCAGUGAGCUUAGCUUCGAUGGUCGUACAUCCGGGUCGUCGCCUUACAUGACCGUGCCGCACGUGCUUGACGGGGUGGGCCAGCAGCAGCAGCAGCAUCAGCAACAUCACCAAGUCGUCGGAGGAUAUCAAACCGUGUCCGCCUCUCCGACCACCAUCACCACCAACACGAGUCCCGCUUCCAAUACGCUGCUUCGUCAGAACUUGGCGUCCUUGCUUCAGCAUCAACAGCAAACGAUGGGAGUUGGUAGCGUUGGUGGUGUGGUGGCUUCACCACCAUCAACCUUGCGAUCUGCACCGCAAAACGGAGGCAUUGGUCUGUCCAAUGUGUACCAGAAGCCUCCAAAGCCUCUUAAUGCGUAUCAGCAACAACAGCAGCCACAACAACAACAGCAGCAGCAUCAUAUACAACAACUCACCACCACGUACAAUGGUAACGUGCCGUCACCGUACACCCAACAGCAACAGCUAAGCACCACCAUUCCAGGGUCCUCCUCCCCUUACCAGCGGGUACCUGUCCCGCUCGGGUACGAGAGUAACAUGUCCGCUUCGCUCUACCACGAUCAAACUACGGUUGGGUUAAUGAACCAGCAGCAGCAACAUCUUGCCCUCGGUGGUGCCGCACCCCCAUCCACGUCCCUCCAGCCGAAACCAGCCCAGAAGAAGGUGAGCUUCGAGCCGGGUACGAAAGGUGGCAGUCCUGAGAUCGGUGGACAGUCACAGUCAACCGUAUCACCAUCACCGUCCGCCAACGCGUGUCUUCAGCAGCAGCAACCACCGCAACAACAGCAACCGGCACAGCAACAACCGCACUACCAACUACCGAUGGAGUCGCAGCAGCAGCAGCAGCAACAAAAUGUCGUCGGUUUGCCAACCCGUCUCGUACCGCUGGCGACGUAUAAUGGGAGCUCGAUCAUCAAACCAUCCGCCAAAACGGUCCAGUGUAAUCUCUGCCGGAAGAAGCACUGCCUGCUGCCGGACCUCUACUGUACCGACUGUGAGACGUAUCUUGCCCGCUUCCAGAUGCCGGUACGGCGAUAA
Anopheles maculipalpis is the source of this 6848-nucleotide messenger RNA. RefSeq lists its product as uncharacterized. Bases 48 to 6848 code for a protein of 2266 amino acids. The record is from RefSeq and is a predicted model, not a curated record. The transcript has 4 exons. Lineage: Eukaryota; Metazoa; Arthropoda; Insecta; Diptera; Culicidae.